AUGUCCGUACCGCUGUCUUCCAAGGAACAGUCCCUGUUCAAGCAGGUUGUUCAGCUCUACGAGUCCAAGCAGUACAAGAGGGGUGCGCAUCUUUCUCCAACGAGACAGACGCUGGCUAACACAGUGCUCNNAGGAAUUAAGACUGCCGACCAAGUCUUGAAGAAGGUGCCCAACCAUGGCGACACGCAGGCCAUGAAGGCCUUGAUCCUCAACUCCCAAGGCAAGACGGACGAGGCCUUUGAUCUGGCCAAGCUCGCUCUCAAGAACGCCAUGAAGUCCAAUGUCUGCUGGCACGUCUACGGAUUGUUGUACCGCUCCGUCAAGAACUACGAUGAGGCAAUCAAGGCCUACAAGUUCGCCCUGCGUCUCGAUCCCGACUCGCGCCAGAUCCAGCGCGACCUUUCNCUUCUUCAGGCCCAGACUCGCGACUGGAAGGGUCUUGUCGACAGUCGCAGGACCAUGCUGACGGCCUCUUCGGGUGUUCGCGCCAACUGGACUGCAAUGGCCAUUGCCCACCACAUGGCCGGUGAUUACCAGGCCGCCGAAAAGGUCUUGACCAUGUACGAAGAAACCCUCAAGGUGCCCCCACCUGCAACCGAUCUUGAGCACCACGAAGCCGUCCUGUACAAGAACACCAUCAUCGCCGAGUCGGGCGACUACGAACGCGCUCUCCAAGGCCUCAAGGCCAUCUACAAGUCCAACCCCGAUAGAACCGCCGUUAUGGAACUCAGAGCCGAGUACUUGUUGAAGCUGGAUCGUAAAGAGGAGGCUGAGAAGGCAUACCGCAACCUGCUCGAGAGGAAUGCUGAGAGACGCGCCUACUACGACGGCUUGGAGAAGUGUCUCGGCCUGGACAGAAACGACCCGACCGCACACACCCAAUUGCUGGACCUUUACAAAUCAUUUGCCGAGAAGAGCGAGAGAAUCGAUGCGCCUAGACGUGUGCCGCUCGACUUCCUUCAAGGAGACGCUUUCCGUGAGGCCGCCGACGUCUAUCUCACAAGAGUCUUCCGCAAGGGUGUCCCUUCGACCUUUGCCAACGUCAAGGCCCUCUACAACGACGAGGCCAAGAAACAGACCAUUGAACAACUCGUCCUCGGCUACGCUUCUCAAGACAACGAGGAGAACGGCAAGAACUGGAAUCUCGCCGUCAACUACUUCCUCGCACAACACUAUGACUACCACCUCUGCCGCAACCUCGAAAAGGCCUUCGAAUACAUUGAAAAGACCAUCUCNCUCAACACCAACCCCCAAGACUACACCUUCCACCUCACAAAAGCCAGAAUCACAAAACACUCUGGCGAUCUUGAAGCCGCAGCCAAGCAGAUGAACGAAGCCCGCGAGAUGGACCGCGCCGACCGCUACAUCAACACAAAAUGCGCAAAAUACCAAUUACGAAACAACCAAAACGAGACUGCCAUUGAGACCAUGGGCCUCUUCACCCGCAAGGAAGCCAACGGCGGCCCGCUCGGUGAUUUGCUCGACAUGCAAUGCAUGUGGUACCUCUUUGAAGACGGUGAGGCCUUUAAACGCCAAAACAAGCUGGGUCUGGCGCUCAAGCGCUUCAAGUCCAUCCACGACAUCUUUGACGUGUGGUACGAGGAUCAAUUCGACUUCCACAGUUUCUCUCUGCGCAAGGGCAUGAUUCGCGCUUACGUGGAUAUGAUUCGCUGGGAGGAUCAUUUGCGUCAACACCCCUUCUACUCGAGAGCCGCAUACUCGGCCAUCGACCUCUACGUCAAGCUCUUCGACGACCCCAACUACGGCUCCGCAAACGGCGACCUCAGCGACGCAGACAAGAAAAAGGCAGAAAAGAAGGCACGCAAGGAAAAGGAAAAGGCUGAAGCAGACAAGAAGGCCGCCGCGGCCGCAAAAGCAACCGCUACUUCGGAAGAGGUGGUCAAGAAGGAAGACACAGACCCGCAAGGCGAGGAAUUGCUCAAGACCAAGGAUCCGCUCGCCGAGGCCAUGAAGUACUUGUCCCCUCUGCUCGAGCAAAGNCCCCUGAACAUCAAGUCCCAACAAGCCGGCUUCGAGGUCUUUGUUCGCAGGGAAAAGUACCUUCCUGCAUUGAAGUGCUUGGUCGCUGCUUCCAAGAUUGAUGCCAAUGACGCGACAGUAGAGGAGCAGACUGCCCGUCUGCGCAAAACUCGUAAGUUGCUAUUCUGUUUCUCCACCUUCCCUUUUGCGAAUGUCCGACUGACGUGA
Messenger RNA from Aureobasidium vineae, 2208 nucleotides. NCBI's taxonomy places the organism in Eukaryota, Fungi, Ascomycota, Dothideomycetes, Dothideales, Saccotheciaceae. The record is from the annotation of a GenBank genome assembly.